This is a messenger RNA of Candida albicans SC5314, 462 nucleotides long. RefSeq lists its product as uncharacterized. NCBI's taxonomy places the organism in Eukaryota, Fungi, Ascomycota, Pichiomycetes, Serinales, Debaryomycetaceae. The record is from RefSeq and is a predicted model, not a curated record. The coding region runs from base 1 to 462 and encodes 153 amino acids. The transcript has a single exon.
AUGGACAACUUACAACAACAAGAACAAAAUACAAUAGCUUACAGUUACUUCGUUGACGAAUCCGGCAAGCUGCGAGUCAAGUCACAACACGUAUUGCUUGUUAUUAUUAUACUAGUUUGCCUCUUGGUCUUCCAUUUUAGGCACAAGAUAAUCGAAUUACAUGACAGAUAUAGAACAAGAUCAAGAAUCGAUAGCGGGUAUUAUUCAAAUUUGCAAUCAUUUGAAGACGACGUUGCCAGUGGAUUGAGUAGUUCGAAUUUUGAUCUAGAAUCCAACAACAUUGCUACAAACGACAACCGAGCUGGUUUAUCGGAAUCAGCAAAAUUGCAAAUAAAAAAGAUCAUGGAAGAAAAAGGUGUCAGCUUUGAUGAUGCACGGUUGGAAUAUACUCGGAAUGAGCUUAGCAAAAACAAUAUAGACGAAAACGGGGUACCUAGAGACCCCAAACUAGUGAUGUUCUAG